AUGGCUUCCGACGGGUACACCGACAAGAACGCCGUGUUCAGAAAACUCAAAACCAAGUCCGAAAACAAGUCGUGCUUUGAUUGUAAUGCGAAGAACCCUACCUGGGCGUCGGUACCUUAUGGGAUCUUCCUCUGCAUUGAUUGCUCGGCAGUUCAUCGGAGUCUCGGCGUUCACAUCAGCUUCGUGAGAUCUACGAACUUAGACUCAUGGACUCCUGAGCAACUUAAAAUGAUGAGCUUUGGCGGAAACGGUCGGGCAAAUGUUUUCUUUAGACAGCAUGGUUGGAACGGCGGUGGUAAGGUAGAGGCAAAGUAUACAUCCAGAGCUGCAGAGUUGUACAAGCAAUUGCUUUCAAAAGAAGUUGCUAAAAGUAUGGCUGAGGAGGCUGCCUUGUCUCCAUCCCCUGCAGCUUCUUCUCAGUCUGCCCAAGAGGAUAAUGGACUUCCUGAUGUCAGGACAAAUGAAGUCCCAAUUGAAAAGACUUUGGAGAAGCCAGAAAAGACUGAGAGCACUUCUUCACCUAGAGCUUCAUAUACUGCAGCUUCAAAUAAUUUGAAGAAGCCUAUUGGAGCCAAAAAAAUUACUAAGAGUGGGGGACUCGGAGCCCGUAAGCUCACUAGAAAGCCAAGUGAUUCUCUCUAUGAGCAGAAGCCUGAAGAAGCACCUGCGCCGGUGUCAUCAUCGACAAACAACAACUUACCUUCUGGGCCACCUCCAACAUCUCGGUUUGAGUAUACAGAAGAUGUCCAAACAUCUGAGUUAAAUUCUGGAGGUCACGUGUCUGCACCAAAGUCAUCUAACUUCUUUUCAGACUUUGGAAUGGGUAGUGGCUUUCCAAAGAAAUCUGGGCCAAGCUCCUCAAAAGUGCAAGUUCAGGAAACUGAUGAAGCAAGAAAGAAGUUCUCAAAUGCUAAGUCUAUUUCUUCAUCCCAAUAUUUCGGAGACCAGAGCAAGGCUGAUGUGGAUGCUCAAGCUACUUUAUCAAAGUUUUCAGGUUCAUCUGCUAUAUCCAGUGCUGAUCUUUUUGGUGACUCGAGAGACAACUCUGUCGAUCUUGCUGCUAGUGACCUUAUCAAUCGAAUAUCUUUCCAGGCACAACAGGAUAUUUCUUCCCUUAAAAACAUUGCCGGAGAAACUGGGAAAAAGCUCACUUCCUUGGCAUCCUCCUUGAUGACAGAUCUUCAAGACCGAAUCCUCUAA
Messenger RNA from Lathyrus sativus (Indian pea), 1200 nucleotides. NCBI's taxonomy places the organism in Eukaryota, Viridiplantae, Streptophyta, Magnoliopsida, Fabales, Fabaceae. The record is from the annotation of a GenBank genome assembly.